CUUUCCUUGCUGCAGCCUGAGCCCAUUGCUCCGUGUGCUGUCACCUGCCCCUGCUGAGGACAGCCCGGCUCCAUCCUCUCUGCGCCGCGCCGCGUGCAGGGUCCGUCUCGCCCGCUGAGAAGACGCCCCAAAGGGGAGCGUCCUGGGGGCCCAGGCGUGCUGCGCAGCGCCCGCGUCGGCUCUGGGGAGGGAGGCGAGCGCGUGUAAGCGGAGAGGAGAGCAUCACCUGCUGCUUGAAACCGCUGUUCGGCCCCUGGCGAGCCCUGCCCCGUGGGCGCGCGUGGGUCGGGAGUCAUGAGAGCUCAGCGGCCUCCCGCCCAGCUGCCGGAGCUUGAAUCGGAGCAGGUCAGACAUCCGUGCGGGGCAGCGAAGGCAGGCCGCCAUCUGCCGCGGGACCCGCCGCCGGCUGGCAUCGCGCGCUGCUGAUGUGCCGACGUUGGGCACCUGGGCGCUGGGCCGGGACUCUCCGAAGGGAAUCGGGUGCCCGCUUUGCGCCGAGAGCCGGCGAUGCGGGCGCCUUGGCGCAAGGGGCCGAAGGAAGUGGAGCGUAGUGGGCGAAAGGCUGGGCUGACGGACGGGACUGGCUGCAUUGUCCCAGCUGCGGUCCAGGGGUGCCACCUGCGUUUUCUAGGCUUCAGUUCUUGCCUCCCUUGUUCAGGGCACUUUUCUGCUGUAGCAGCCUCCUCGGAGCUCCUCCAGCGAGGUGUUACUAACCCAUCAGCGUGAGCCAGGGUCUUCCCACUGGCUUUACUGGCUUUGACUCGGGCUGUCUAGGAGCAGAAAAAUGCAUAGCUCUAAAGCCUAAUCAGUGACUUCCCUGUGCCCCAAGCCCCAGCUGCCUGGCUGAAGAUAGGAGCAGGUUCCCAGUCCUCAGCGAGCUUUUGGAGAGAGAGACCCAGUCCCCUUUCUACCAGGAAGGAGUGAGCUAUUCCUUGCUGAAGGUCGCUGAGCUUGGGCUGGUGCACGUGGCCGAAAUCCUCCUGCAGUAUGGGGCCGACCUCAUCUUUGAAGAUCCUGUCACCUAUUACACUGCUCUGCACAUCGCUGUUCUCCGAAACCAGCCUGACAUGGUGGAGCUCCUGGUGCAGCGUGGGGCAGACAUCAACCGAAGGGACCGGAUUCACGAGAGCAGCCCCCUGGAUCUCGCUAGUGAAGAGCCCGAACGGCUGCCGUGUUUGCAGCGUCUCCUUGAACUCGGUGCGGACAUCAACGCGGCCGACAAAAAUGGCAAGACUGCCUUGCUGCAUGCCUUGGCCAGCAGUGAUGGAGUCCAGAUCCACAACACUGAGAACAUCCGUCUCCUGCUAGAAGGAGGUGCAGAUGUGAAGGCCACCACAAAAGAUGGUGACACAGUCUUCACCUGCAUCAUCUUCCUACUUGGGGAGACAGUGGGAGGAGAUCCAGAGGAGGUGCAGAUGAUCCACCACUUCUGCUUCCGAGUCACACAACUACUUAUGGCCCAUGGAGCCGACCCCAGCGAGUGUCCAGCCCAAGAAUCCCUCACCCACAUCUGUCUCAAGAGCUUCAAGCUCCACUUCUCACUCCUGCGCUUUCUGCUGGAAUCAGGGGCUUCCUACAACUGCUCCCUCCAUGGACCCUCCUGCUGGUCGGGCUUCCACAUCGUCUUUGAGCGACUGUGCUCCCACCUCAGCAGCUCUGAGGAUGACAGCUUCUCAGCAGACUUGCUGCAGAAAGCAGAGACUGUGCUGGAGCUCAUGGUGGCCAGUGCUCAGACUGUGAAGCUGCCCAGCAACUUUGAGGUCAACUUUAGCAGCUGCAGGUUCCAGGGGGAGAAGAUCAAGGCCCUUUUCCAUUCCCUAAAGCAGCUGGAGCGCUCGCCUCAGGCCCUGAAGCACCUCUGCAGAGUUUACAUCCGGCAGCACCUUAAACCUUGGCCAGUAGAUAUGAAAGUAAAGGCCCUACCUCUUCCAGACAGGCUGAAGUGGUAUCUCCUCAUAGAUCACACCCACGCCUGUAGUGAGGGCAUCUGAGCCAGGCUGCUUUGUCCACAACCACUCUUGCGUCUGUUUCCUGUCCCGAAGAGCAAAUACUUCCUCAUGCCCUAGACUGACUUUCUCCACUGCAAACCAGCGCUUUGUUUGAUCAUGCUGCUCAGAUACCACUGUUCACAAGUCUGUCAGCUUUGCAUGUGUAUGCUGCUACAUGCACUGUGUUGGCCUGUUUCCAGACCCCUGUAUGCUACACCCUUUGGAAGAGCAGCCCACUUUGCAAAGGACAGAACUGACACCAGCCACAUACUUAACCCUCUCUGUAACCUGUGAGAAGGGCCAGAGAGCAGCUCAUCUUCUCCGUGCAGCUUGACAGCCCUUGGGGAAGAGUCAGCUGCCUCUGUGGUUUGUAGAGGAAGUGGGAUAUAAAGCACAGUGCUAAGAAGCCAGCACACCACGCAGCACUUGAAUGACAGCAACGAUGCUCCUGUGGCCUGGCAGCAGAUUCUCUUGCAGCCUCUGUGGCUCUUAUCUGGUGCUGUCACACGGGGAGGUAGAGCCUGCCUGUGUACUGCCCCUGUUGCACUGUGCCUUUGGUGUGAUGGACAAAUCUAACCGAUCCUUAUCUCCAUUAAACUGGCUUCCAUCCCAGGGUCUACCACCCUCCCCUUUGCUCUGAAGGCCACAGGACAUCCUCCACCCACACGGAAGAGAUCCCUGCAGAGGUCCCAACAGUGCUUCUUUGCCCAGACUGUGCAUAACUUAAGCAACUCAAGGCCCUGUGACCCAACGAGCAAGACAGGGACGACCCUGGUUUUCUUCCUCCUGUGUUCUAGUACCGCAGCAUGUUUUGCUGCUGCUAACUUGGUCUAAAACCUACAUCACCAGAGUCACAGUACCACUGCCUCAGCACAGCUGCAUCAUGUUACUGUGCCCAAGUGCCAAAGCCAAGCAGCUGCCAAACUGUUUCUUACCACCGGGGAAUCUGGCUAGAAAACCUGCUCUGAUCGGCUGAGAGAGACAAGCAGGGCACUAAAAGACUUCAGUCACCCAGGGCUGGAGCGGCUGAAUCCAAAAGCAGGGUCGCUGCCUCGCAUUUGCCUUGCGCUGCAGGACACACGUGUAAAACUUACCAGGCUGCCCACGUCUGUCCACUCAUGGCUUCUCCCCCUCCCCUGCAAGCAAGUAAGGGUCAUAUUGAUGAACCGAUAUACAAUUAAACACAACACUGGUGUCUUGAAUCAGAUCAAGCAAUUAAAGUGAGACCUUUUGUAACAGAAAUGUCUGUUUCCUCUCACAGAUGGCCCAGGGCACUGAGCAGCUGGGGCUAGAUCUGGCCUUUGGUGAGAUGGGAGCCUUGACAAAGGCACCCUUUAAAAGAUCAGAGAACGUCUGGUCAGCCAAGCCUUGCUGAUGGACCAGGCACCUUAACAGCCGUGUUUCCAAUGAAAUAACAGCCGACUACGCUGGUUCGUGUCGGGCUGUGCAGCAGACUAGCUCCUUGCUGUGUUCUAAGCCAGCAUAAGUCUAGCAAAACCCGUCAGACUACAGUGAAACUCCUCUGGCUUCACAGUGGCAGUUAUAGCAGGUUACCCUAGGCUGAGAGCAAAUUCCCAAGGAAGAAUCUGGCUUGGCUGGUUUUGUGCUUAAUGAGGACAGCAUAAAGCCUCCAAGUUAUCCAGAGCCUCGGCGAAAAGUAGAACCUUGCUUGCCAAGGCAGGGCCCAGGAAGACAGGACUCCAGGCUUACCCCUGGCUCUGUCAUGGGCGCUCAUCUAGUCGCAUGCCCACGUGAUGUUAGCAGCUUACCGCCUCAGGGCUCCAGUGAGGCUCACGGUUUGUGGGCCCAGCCUGAAGAAUGCUACAGUUCUGUAAGACGCUGUGAAGCAUCCCAGUCAGCUUCUGUAGACAUCUUCUCCAGUGGUACAGGAUUGCCCGCAGCCAGUGUAACCACACUGAUCUCUGAAUUAAGAGCUGUUGCUCUUUCCUUUCCUAACGUUCACUUAAAUGGUGUUGGCUUCUCUCUUUACCUGGAGCCUUUGAUGCUAAAGUCUCUCAGAGCUUUGUUACUGAGAGAGAGCACAUGCAGGAUACACCGAGACCUGCAUCACUGCAGUAGUAUUAACACAGUUGUUUAUGAUUUUUAAGAGCAUUUGCCUUGCAAGAGAGAGAGAAGCCAACAAUGCCAUGAAGUCAGCUAAGGCUCGGCCACUGUUUUACAUAGCAGGGUCUCAGAUGCUCCAGCACACAGGCACGGGCCAUGAGGCGGAAACAGCAAAGAUCCUAGAGGGAAGUCCUUGCUCUUGGCCUCACCCUGUCGGAGCCUGCACAUCAGCCUCAAUUGGGGGCUCCGACAGACUGCAUCUCCCGGGAUCUCCACGGCUCCCUGCCUGUGCUCAAGUUUCUCAAAGGCAGCCAGAUGCCAAACCCGCCAGAGGGAAGGGGAAGGCAGCACAUGACAACUAAGGGUUCUAGUCUGCAUCUGCUGCCUGGCAGGCACGUAAGCUUAGGGAGGCAUAUGCAGUAUUUUCUGGGGG
This is a messenger RNA of Alligator sinensis (Chinese alligator), 4485 nucleotides long. It is a transcript of the gene ASB6, whose product is annotated as ankyrin repeat and SOCS box containing 6. Lineage: Eukaryota; Metazoa; Chordata; Crocodylia; Alligatoridae. Gene Ontology annotation, molecular function: protein binding. Gene Ontology annotation, biological process: protein ubiquitination; intracellular signal transduction. The transcript is spliced from 5 exons. The record is from RefSeq and is a predicted model, not a curated record. Bases 1068 to 1991 code for a protein of 307 amino acids. Gene Ontology annotation, cellular component: BRCA1-BARD1 complex.